Messenger RNA from Oppiella nova, 441 nucleotides. The record is from the annotation of a GenBank genome assembly. NCBI's taxonomy places the organism in Eukaryota, Metazoa, Arthropoda, Arachnida, Sarcoptiformes, Oppiidae.
UGUUAAUUUGUAACAAUUAUGAUAGCUGUUAAUUGGCUAAUUGUAGUGAUCAUGGUAAUUGUGGUGUCCGUUAACUGUUACCACGAGUUCAUUGAUGAUGAGCUAAUCGCCGCAAUCGAUGACAAAACAAAGUCCAAAAUGUGUGAUCCGAAUGUCAUUAAUGAUAAUAUGGUCGAGAAGUUGGAGAAAUGCGAUGAACUCUUUCAUAGAAGGCUGGAGAAUGAAUUUAUCAAGCUAGAAAAAUUCGAGCAAGAAUGCGAUAAUCACACUGACACAUUUAUGGAUAAGUUCACCAAGCUACAAGAUGAGCAUUAUAGACAUCAUUUAUCCGAUGUAUGCGCUGGUCAUCAUAAAAAGUGCCAUGCUCAAAUGAAACAAAAGGCUCAGGAUAUUAUCACCAAGAAUAAAAACGUCCUUAACGGUUGCUAUAAUCAAUUAUAA